Jaculus jaculus (lesser Egyptian jerboa) is the source of this 1672-nucleotide messenger RNA. RefSeq names its product derlin 2 (gene Derl2). The transcript is spliced from 7 exons. Gene Ontology annotation, cellular component: Hrd1p ubiquitin ligase ERAD-L complex; endoplasmic reticulum membrane. NCBI's taxonomy places the organism in Eukaryota, Metazoa, Chordata, Mammalia, Rodentia, Dipodidae. Gene Ontology annotation, molecular function: ubiquitin-specific protease binding; misfolded protein binding. The coding region runs from base 575 to 1294 and encodes 239 amino acids. The record is from RefSeq and is a predicted model, not a curated record. Gene Ontology annotation, biological process: endoplasmic reticulum unfolded protein response.
CGCUCUGGCGCCCCUGCGGUAACAGUCCAGUCCCGCUCCUCCUCAGAGAAACCGCUGCCCGGCGAGCACCUACCGUGGCGACGCUGGGGAUGAGAGAGGCGACCGCACCCGCGCUUCCCACCACCUCCUUCCAAACCCCAGCUAGCUGCCCGACUUGGGCGGCGACGCCCGGUUCCUCCACGCUCCGACCAAUACGCGCCUCAGCGAACGAACUCCGAGGCGGGACGGUAUCGCGCUUCUGAUUGGCAGGCCGUGGGGGUCGCCGCAGGGGACAGCACGAUUGGCGAGGGAAAAGAGGCCAGGAGGAAAAAGCUAGCUGUGGCCCGCGGGGAUUGGCGGGAGGAAACGGUACUUUCUUUCUUCGUUGGUGAGCAGAGAAACACGGUUUGGACUUACGGGAGGGAAGAUGCAACUCGUGAUUGGUGGGUGAGCGGUCCUGGGGGCUCCAGCGAUUGGUAGUUGGCCAGUCGCGCGUCACUGAUUGGACAGUAGCGGGGAAGGCUGAAGACAGAAGCACUCAGAGCCCGCCCCACAGCCUGGCGGAAGGGGAAGGGGUCCGGCGGUGGUGGGGAAGAUGGCGUACCAGAGCCUGCGGCUGGAGUACCUGCAGAUCCCACCCGUCAGCCGCGCCUACACCACCGCUUGCGUCCUCACCACCGCCGCAGUGCAGUUGGAAUUGAUCACACCUUUUCAGUUGUACUUCAAUCCUGAAUUAAUUUUUAAACACUUUCAAAUAUGGAGGUUAAUCACCAAUUUCUUAUUUUUUGGCCCAGUUGGAUUCAAUUUUUUAUUUAAUAUGAUUUUUCUAUACCGUUACUGUCGAAUGUUAGAAGAAGGCUCUUUCCGAGGUCGGACAGCAGACUUUGUAUUUAUGUUCCUUUUUGGUGGAUUCUUAAUGACUCUCUUUGGGUUGUUUGUGAGCUUAGUCUUCUUGGGCCAGGCCUUUACAAUAAUGCUGGUCUAUGUGUGGAGUCGGAGGAACCCGUAUGUCCGCAUGAACUUCUUUGGACUUCUCAACUUCCAGGCACCCUUUCUGCCAUGGGUGCUCAUGGGGUUUUCCUUGUUGUUGGGAAACUCAAUCAUUGUGGACCUCCUGGGUAUUGCAGUUGGACACAUAUAUUUUUUCUUGGAAGAUGUAUUUCCCAAUGAGCCUGGCGGAAUAAGAAUUCUGAAAACACCAUCUAUUUUGAGGAGCAUUUUUGAUACACCAGAUGAAGAUCCAAAUUACAAUCCACUACCUGAAGAGCGUCCAGGAGGCUUUGCCUGGGGUGAGGGCCAGCGCCUUGGAGGUUAAAGUAGCCAUGCUAAUAAUGAAAUCCAGCUGAAAAGGACUCAGUGAAAUGCCCAUUGAGAUUCUUUCAUCUUUUGUUGCGAAAGUGUUGGGCACUUUCUGAUUCCAGAAGCACUUUAUGGAAUGGUACACUGACUAAUCCAGAAGUCAUUUCCAGCAGUUUGCCAGUGGUUCCUCACUGUACUGGUAUGACAGUGUAAUCUCUUGGAGCCAAAAAACUGGAGAAACAGACAUCCUGCUGCCUGUAAUGAGUACUUGAGUUCUUGGCAUAAAUAUGCAGGGCUUUUUCUUCCUCCUCCUCUUUGAUAAACAAGGCCAUGGUGUAAAUGGAAGCUUCAGAGAGGACAAAAUAAAACUAAGUUCCAUCUCUCUCUCACUGUA